AGGGCUCGAUCUGAUGACUGGCUGUGGGAUAUUUCGAGGGAAGUGGUGAAGCAGUCGGAAGAGAACCAACCAGCUUAAAAAGGCACCCACUCCAACCCCAACAGUCCUCUUCAUCUCCUCACCAUCUUUUAACGUACCACUAGGCAGCUCUCGUCUUAAAUCUUGUAGAAAGGAAACAUAAAUAGCCAAGUUUCAGAGAUCCCAGAAAACCUAAACUUACUCGAGUAAUCGCUCAUCACAAUGACCAAGACAUCGUUACUGGCCGGUGAAGUCAAAGUACUGAUCAUUGAUAAUUAUGACAGUUUCACCUGGAACCUGUAUCAAUACUUGUGUCUCCUUGGCGCGUCUGUUUCCGUGAUCCGCUCGCAAGCCUGCUCUCUGGAUGAACUCGUAGCCUCCUACCCGAAGCUCACCCAUCUAGUCAUCUCUCCCGGUCCCGGCCAUCCUUCCACCGACUCCGGUAUCUCGAUCCCAGCUAUACAUCAUUAUGCUGGAAAGAUUCCAAUCCUUGGGAUCUGUAUGGGUCUCCAAUGUAUUUACUCAGCCUUCGGAGGUGAAGUCACCAAGGUUGGUGAGAUCGUCCACGGAAAGACUUCGCUCGUCUCUCACGAUGGGAAAGGUCUCUUCAAAGCUCUCCCUGCGCACAUCCAGUGUACCCGAUACCACAGUCUGGCCGGUCGAUUUGGUACCCUGCCCUCCGAGUUAGAAGUGACCUGCUGGACAAACUCAAGUGCCGAGCUUGCCAAUGAUCCCGGUCCCUUCGACGACCAAUCUUCGAUCAUCAUGGGCGUCAGGCAUAAACUGUUGACCAUCGAAUCAGUUCAAUAUCACCCCGAGAGCAUUUUAUCAGAAGAGGGCAAACCGUUCUUAUUAAACUUCCUGAACCUGCGAGGUGGACAUUGGUCCGAAAACCCGGACUUUCAAGUUUCUCCAACUCCCAAGUCCGUCCCCAUUGCCUCGGCCGAAUCAUCAAGCAAGCAAACCAUUUUGGAAACGAUUUGCCUUCAAAGAGCAAAGGACCUCAUUGAGGCCAAGUGCAUCCCUGGUUUAUCCCCUACCGACCUCAAACGCAAGCUUGCCGCCAACGUCCCCCCAGUUCAAAUCGACUUCUAUGAACGCAUCCGUCGACCCACUACCGGCAAAGUAGCUUUGAUGGCCGAGAUCAAACGUGCAUCUCCUUCGAAGGGCUCUUUCAUGACUCCAACCACUCCAAGUUCGCCAGCGAUCGCAGUCUCGUAUGCCGCCGCUGGUGCCUCAGUCAUCUCAGUCUUAACCGAGCCCAAGUGGUUCAAGGGUACCCUGUUGGACAUGCUGGAAGUGAGACUGUCCGUCGAGAACGUACCCAACCGACCAGCGAUCCUUCGCAAAGAUUUCAUCAUCGACCCUUAUCAAAUUGAUGAGGCUAGAUGUUAUGGGGCCGAUACGAUCUUGUUGAUCGUCGCCUGCCUCAGUCUUGAUCAAUUGAGGCUUCUCUACAACCAUGCCAAAUCUCUAGAUAUGGAACCCCUGGUCGAAGUCGCUAAUGCCGCCGAACUUGAAUUGGCCCUGCAGAUCAAGGCUCGAGUGAUCGGUGUCAACAAUCGCAACUUGCACGAUUUCCGGGUUGACAUGAACACCACGUCGAAGAUGUUGGAUGAGUUAAACGCCCGAAGCUCUGCUCAGAACGGGAGCUCCAACGAGAUCAUCAUGUGUGCUCUCAGUGGAAUCUCAAGUCGAUCUGAUGUUGAUAGAUACGCCGCAGAGGGUGUUGGGGCAGUGUUGGUUGGCGAGGCGUUGAUGAAGGCCGAAGAUAAGGUUGCCUUUGUCCACGAGCUGUUAGGCAUCCCACCCACCCCCAAAGUCACCACCCGAAAACCACUCGUCAAGAUCUGUGGGAUCAAGACCGUCGAGGCCGCUGUUCAUGCGACCAACGCCGGGGCCGACCUCCUCGGCCUGAUCUUUGUCCCGAAAAGCAAACGCUGCGUUACCCCACAGCAAGCCGAUGCGAUCAUCAAAGCAGUCCGAAAGUCAAGUGAGAGCUCGCCGAAACCAUCGCUCGAGACAGAAGAGAUCGACCUGGACACAACCGAUUGGUUCAGUUUGCAAUCAUCCCGACUCCUCCAGAAACGCAGGACUCAGGGAAAACCAUUGAUUGUGGGGGUUUUCCAAAACUCGAGCCUGAGUGAGAUCGAGAAGGUUCUCAACCAACUGGGAGAUUCGAUCGACUUGAUCCAAUUGCACGGAUCAGAGGACUUUCGAAUGUCCAAAUUCCUAUCGAAGCCAGUCAUCAAAGCCUUCCACAUCGAGGUCGAACGAGGGACGACUGACGCAGGAGAAGAGGUUUUUCAAGAAGGAUUCCGGAAAACCUUGUCGAUGAUCAACGAGCCCGGCUUCCACUCCUUCUCGAUCUUGGAUAGCUCCAACCUCAGUCAAUGUGGAGGGACCGGCCAAUCCUUCAACUGGAACGCCGUCAAAGCCGUCCUCGCUUCCUCCGCAACCUCCUCCUCCACCACCCAUCGCAACUUGGUCAUCGCCGGCGGAUUGAACGCUCAGAACGUCGCCACUUGCAUCCAGACCUUCAAUCCCUUCAUUCUCGACAUCUGCUCGGGAGUCGAAGUUGAGAAUUGUCAAAAUGGAGUGGUCGAAAACAAAGAUUUUGAUAAGAUCUCUCAGGUCAUCAAACUCAUCAAAUCUGAUUCUUAGUCCAUCUCGUUUCAUUUUUGUUUGUUGCUCUUCUUAUCUGCUUGUAUAUAACUUCUAUUUUUCUUCAUUUUUUAAAAAAGAGCAAAAGCAAGCAAGCAUCAAGACAGCACAUUUACCCUUUCCCACAUUUUUUUGUUUCUUUUCUUUUGUACCAUCAUCAUGAUAUCUUGUCCGACCAACUCUUCUAUCCUGUCUAUUCUUCUUUGAAAGUAUAUCCAUAGAUCUAGCACAGCCUUGAAACCUUACCGAUAUUGUGUAUGAAAUUGAAUGCCCUGCAGUAUUGAAAGAAGAAAAUGCAAAGGUGAUCUCAGGUUGGUGGUUCAACUAGGUUUACCGAUCAGGCUUAAUUUCGUGCCUUUUGUUUGUUUGUGUAUGCGUGAACAGAGUGAACACUGCAAAGGCCAAUCAUCCAUUCCGGGGAAGCAACCCAAUAACCAAUUGAUGAAACAGGAUUAAACUGAUAGAUUGUAAUUUGUAUAUCAGAAUGCUCACUACAUACUUCUAUGUAUUUAUGUUGUAGUGAAUUCUUUUGAUGACCGUGAAAUCGCAUUCGAGAUAAGAUGUGGUGAAUGACUUGAAACGGUUCUGGACGCAGUCAACAGAUGACCCAGUACAAUGAUCAAUCUCUUCAUAGACAAGGAAUCCAGCAGGAAUGUAAUUUUUAACCCUUUAUGAUUAAUGAGCCAAG
Puccinia graminis f. sp. tritici CRL 75-36-700-3 is the source of this 3370-nucleotide messenger RNA. RefSeq lists its product as uncharacterized. The transcript has 3 exons. Gene Ontology annotation, molecular function: indole-3-glycerol-phosphate synthase activity; phosphoribosylanthranilate isomerase activity. The coding region runs from base 241 to 2682 and encodes 813 amino acids. The record is from RefSeq and is a predicted model, not a curated record. Gene Ontology annotation, cellular component: cytosol. NCBI's taxonomy places the organism in Eukaryota, Fungi, Basidiomycota, Pucciniomycetes, Pucciniales, Pucciniaceae. Gene Ontology annotation, biological process: L-tryptophan biosynthetic process.